AUGGGAUCAUAGAAAUUAUCUAAUCAAUAAUUAUUUGAAUUCUAUUUAUCUGUCGGUAUAACAAAUUUAAAUGGAUUAUAUUUUGUACCUAAACAAAUUAUGAAAAGUAGAUAAGAAGUAAUAACAGAUCUAAUUAUUAACAAUCCAAAUCAUAAAAAUAAUCUAUACAAUAAAGAUAUAAGUUUUAAUGUUUUAUUUUCAAAAUUAUCAAUUAAAAACAUAAUUAAAGUGGUGUAAUCAAUAAUACUUGAAAAAUAAAUUAUCUUAUUCACUACUUAGGUUUGGGAAUUAGCAACUAUUACUGAAGCAUUUCUAUAAUUUAUUUAUCCUCUUUAAUGGAGAUGCAUUUAUAUACCAUAUCUACCAGCAGAAAUACUUGAUACUCUUUAUAUUUCUGUGCCUUAUAUUAUUGGAGUACAUUUGAAUCUUAAGGAAAGAGUUUUAACAUAAUAUGAUUGUCUAGAUAAGAUUCUAGUUGAUUUAGAUUAAGAUAGAGUUAUUGGAUGUAAUUUAGUAUUUAUAGAUAUUAUAUUAUUAUUAGAUACUACCAUUUCCAGAACAACUUGUAGAUAAUAAAUGA
This is a messenger RNA of Paramecium pentaurelia, 580 nucleotides long. The record is from the annotation of a GenBank genome assembly. Lineage: Eukaryota; Ciliophora; Oligohymenophorea; Peniculida; Parameciidae.